Xyrauchen texanus (razorback sucker) is the source of this 9144-nucleotide messenger RNA. RefSeq names its product protein dopey-1-like. The record is from RefSeq and is a predicted model, not a curated record. Gene Ontology annotation, cellular component: trans-Golgi network; endosome. Gene Ontology annotation, biological process: Golgi to endosome transport. Bases 387 to 7826 code for a protein of 2479 amino acids. Lineage: Eukaryota; Metazoa; Chordata; Actinopteri; Cypriniformes; Catostomidae. The transcript is spliced from 38 exons.
GCGCAUUAUACAGCAUCUCACCUGUCAACUAUUUAAUAAAAAAUGGGUCCAUCCGCAGAGUGUCAACGCAGUCAGGACUGAUGUCAGUAUUAAUACUGGUGUGUGACAGAUUUAUUUAAUAAAAGCAGAUAUGUAAUCUUGCCAGCGGUUUCCAGGAAUGCGUUUAAUGCUGUCAGUUUAAUCACCGACGUCGCACACAACCUGUCCAUAUAUCCAUUCAUCCAUCCAUCCAUCCAUCCAUCCAUCUAUCUAUCUAUCUAUCUAUCCAUUCACAAGACAAACAAAAACAGGCAGCCCCUCACAACUCCUCAAAAACGUCGCCCGACUGACAACGGUGUGAUGUUCGUAUGUGACGGAAUCGGCUUUUAGUCCCGUCGUGUAGGACGAUGAAUGCAGAGGAGUUGGAACUCCUCAGUGACUCGAAGUACAGGAAUUAUGUGACAGCUGUGGAUAAGGCCCUAAAAAACUUUGAGUACUCCAGUGAAUGGGCCGAUCUGAUCUCAGCGCUCGGAAAGCUCAACAAGAUAUUGCAAAACAAUGGCAAGUACCAAGUUGUGCCCAAGAAACUGACAAUUGGGAAGCGUCUGGCCCAAUGCCUUCACCCGGCACUGCCCAGCGGGGUUCACCGAAAGGCCCUGGAGACCUACGAGAUCAUUUUUAAGAUCAUUGGACCAAAACGCCUGGCGAGGGAUCUUUUCCUUUAUAGUUCUGGGCUUUUCCCUUUAUUAUCCAAUGCUGCUAUGUCUGUGAAGCCAGUAUUGCUUGGGUUGUAUGAGACCUACUACCUGCCCUUGGGGAAGACUCUUAAACCAGGCCUGCAGGGGCUCCUGACUGGAGUACUGCCUGGUCUGGAAGAGGGCUCAGAGUAUUAUGACAGGACCAAUACCUUGCUGGAAAAGGUGGCAGUGGCUGUGGAGCAGCCAGCCUUUUACGGUGCACUCUGGGGCAGUAUUCUAACCAGCCCUGCUGUGCGCUUGCCUGGAGUCUUCUUUGUCCUUCUGCACCUUAACCGUAAAUUAUCCAUGGAGGACCAGCUGUACAUCAUUGGCAGUGACAUUGCACUGAUGGUGGAGGCUGUCAGCACGUCUGUUCAGGACUCCAGUGUUCUAGUGCAAAGGAGCACCCUGGACCUUAUCCUGUUCUGCUUCCCCUUCCACAUGAGUCAGGCUACACGUCCAGACAUGAUCAGGAUUCUGUCUGCAGCACUUCAUGUUGUUCUAAGGAGAGAUAUGUCUCUGAACCGGAGACUUUAUGCUUGGCUGCUGGGUUUCGAUAACAAUGGUGUGCAAGCAGGCCCUCGCAGUACCCGACUCAGCAAUCCAGAAGAGCAUGCCACACACUACUUUAACACUUACUCCAAGGACAUGCUCAUUCAGGCCAUGGUGGGGAUCCUGCAGGGGAAGGCAAGAGGAGGGGAGGAGGAGAGCAUCCAGAUGCAUGACUUGAAGCCAUUCCGUAUCCUCAUCAGCCUUCUCGACAAGCCUGAGCUGGGUCCAGCAAUCUUAGAGGAUGUUCUGAUUGAAGUGUUCCGCACACUACACACUCAGUGCCGUGCUGAGCUGGACCUUCAGAAUCAAAACCCUUUCAGCAAAGACCAAACUCAGCUUAGCAGCAAACUCAGAGAAAACAAGAAGACGGCAGAGCUUAUUAAAACAGCCAACCUCUUGUUCAACUCCUUUGAGCCCUACUACAUGUGGGAUUAUAUUGCACUAUGGUUUGAGGAGUGCUGCAGAUGGACUCAGAGCAGUCAUGCCCCAGGGCAGACUUUGAGCUCUGAUACAUCAGCACGCUCAUUGGUUGAGUUCUGUGAGCUGGUGGACUUCCUGUUGGACAUUGUGUCUUUGCCUACUAGAAGCAUGAGGGUUAUCUGCCAGGAAACAUACAUUGAGAUCCAGACAGAGCACCUACCUUUGUUGCUUCUGCGGAUGGUUUCUGCUCUUACCACUCAUCUGCAGGCCCUGGGCCUCAGAGAGAUCACCCACUGUCUGCGCCUCUGCUCAAAGAUCCUCAGCAAAGUCCAGCCACCACUGGUGUCACCUCUUGCACUACCCUCAGGCCCAUUCUCUUCUGCCACCACCCCCUCAGUCAGAGACAAAGACGAGAAAAUGAUCCUGCCAGUCACCCUAGAAGUCCCUGGCAGCACUGAUGUAUUUGAUGAAGGUGAGAAACCUUCAAGCAACAGGUUAUCAGAGAGCGGAUUCACUGAGUUCAUCCAAUACCAGGCGGAACGUGGGGUGCAACCUGGCAAAACGCAGCACCGCAAGGCUGAUUCCUCCAGCCCUGAGGAUAUGCCCAUCCAACCCAAAUCUGGACUCAGUAGUUCAGGCAACAGCAAGCCCCAGGACAAGCCAGUGAUGCAGUGCUGCCUUGAGCAAUUCCAGCAAUUCCUUUCUUGCCUGGUAAGGCUUUACAUCACCCCAGGUAGUCAGGAAGAGGCAGGGAGGAGUUGCAGUGUUGAGAUGGAGACUCUGACAGUGGUGGCUGAUAAAAAAAGACAGAAGGAUUUUAAGGAGCCGAUCUUAUCUAAACAGAAAGAGUGUCUGGCUGCUUUCACGGCUGCCUGCCAGCUCUUCCUGGAGUGCUCCAGUUUUCCAGUCUACAUUGCUGAGGGAAACCUAAAGUCCUCACCCACCAGAGAGGAGCAAACAGGUGAGAGUGUUCAGCCAGCGGUGUGGCUUCAGACUCUGAUGGAUGCGUGCUGUUCAACUGCUGACUUCAGUAUCCAGGCAGUGGCUAUCUCUCUUGUCAUGGACCUUGUCGGUCUAACACAGUCAGUAGCUAUGGUGACAGCUGAGCGUGUGGCCAGUCCAGACUCGGGCCAGCCAAUGAGCCCUAGCCAGGGUCGUGUUGCAGUGGUGAUUCGACCACCACUCACAGCGGGUAUCUUGAAGUACAUAGCAGAGAAUACAGAAUUCUUCAAGAGCAUAGCCCUGAUCUUGUGGGAUCAGUUGGGAGAGGAGACCCCCCAGCACCACAAGCGCAGUGUGGAGCUCUUUUACCAGCUCCACAACCUGACUCCCUCUCCCAGCAUUUGUGAAGAUGUAAUCAGCCAGCAGCUCAUGCACCGAGACAAGAGAAUACAGUUGGAUGCCCAUGUAAAAUUCUCUGUUCUCUGGCACCUGACCAGAGACCUGAACAUCACCAAGUCCUCCCCUUUCAAUCGCACCUUUGACAGGUCUCUUUUUAUUAUGUUAGACUGCCUCAAUUAUUGGGAUGGCAUGGCUAGUGCUGUUGGCCGGGCCUGGCUGAACCAGGUUUUGCAGAGACAUGACAUUGCUCGUGUUCUUGAGCCUCUACUGCUUUUGCUGCUGCACCCUAAAACCCACCGCGUGUCCAUCCAGCGUGUUCAAGCACAGUGCCACUGGGCCCAGGCUUUCCCCAACCCAACAGAACAAGAGUCCUCAGACCCAGUUUACUUGAGGGAAAUGAGCUAUGCUGAAAAUUAUAGCCAGAUAUCAGGGGAUGGCCACAGGGGUUUCCAAGCAUGUGGAAGAGGCCUCCCAUUGGAUGAUAUGGAACCCUUUAGCCUUACGGUUAACCCUUUGAGUGACAGUCUUUCACUCUUGAGCCUUAGCAGUGACAACCUGCCACUCUGUGGUGAAUAUCAGCCUCCUGACCAGCAGGGGGAGCCCCAGAGCUCUGAUUCCAGUGGCUCUCAGUCAUCCACUGUAGACAAUGGCAGCUUUGAUGAGCUAGAAGGAGGUGGUAGCACUGUUAACGUACCAGAUACUGUGCUUUGUCAAUCCUCUUCGGUGGAGGAAGAGUGCUUACACAAGGCAGUUACUGCUAUACUCACUGAUCUAGUGGACAGGGUGGUGCAAAUGGUGGAGAAAGAGUCAAGUGAGGUGCCAUCAUCCCAUGAGGCCUGGCCUCAAACAGACUCUGAUAGCACCAACUCUUCCACUGAUAUGUCCACUGGGCCAUGUAUCACGCUGGCUCCCUUUUCCAACACCCAACCUAGAACACUCCCAGAACUGGUUGCAGGGGGAACCUUGGAGUUCCUGGCUGUGGCCACAAUUGAUGCUUCAGGGGAAGAGGAGCAUCGGGAAGGCAUUGCCCGGCAUAGCUCCUCCCCUUCUAUCGUCAUGCUUCCGGACAGCUGUGGCAAUGCCUCCAAUGAGCAGAGCCUCCAGGUCAAUGAACCACACCGCAAGCGCAGCCACAGCAGUACGCAGCUAAGCCUUAAGGGCAAGAUUAUGGAGCGCCUGGUGGACAAAUCCCCUGGUGCCAAGCCCAAAAUCAAGAAGGUCAAAAGGAAAGAGGAUGAAAGACGCAAGACCAACCAGGCAGAGAAGAGCCGGCCUCCCAGCAUCUUCUUCGGGGACAGUCUGGACUUGGAGAACUGGUACAGCUGUGGGGAGGGCGAGGUGUCUGAGAUUGAGAGCGACAUGGGCUCGCCUAGUGGUGGGGCUGACGGUGGGACAGGAGGAUCUUGCACAUCUGGGUCACCUCCUUGGUUUAACAUCCAUCCCCUGUACCAGCAUGUGCUGCUUUACCUUCAGCUCUACGACUCCUCUCGCACUCUGCAUGCACUCUCUGCCAUUGCAGCCAUGCUGCGUACUACACCAGCAGGGUUUGUGAGCGCCAUCUCCACCACCAGCAUAAAUAACAUGUACACGCCACAGCUCUCUCUACUGCAGAACCUGUUGGCACGUCACCGUGUCUCUGUCAUGGGCAAGGAUUUCUACUGUCCCAUCCCACAGGACUCGCACUCCCACUCCUUCCGAAGUGCCAUGUUCUUGGAGAUCAUAAUUUCCCUUUGCCUCUAUUUUCUGCGCAGCUAUUACUCGGCCCAUGUGGCGGCCACAUCACAGGAUCUGGCAGGCAACCAUACCAUGCAGCUGACCAGUGUGGAGGUGUUGACGCUGCUGUUCAGUGAGCUUACCAAGAUCACUGGGGGCUCAGCCAAGGGCUUCGCAAGCUUCAUUUGCGAUGUGCUGUCCAAAUGCAAGGUGCAGAAGGUAAUGCUACACUGUUUGCUUUCCACCAUCUUUAGUGUGCAAAAGUGGCAUGAACUUCAUGUCUGUGGUACCAAUGUGGCUGCUGUUGAAGAGGGCCUUUCAGAGGACAGUGUAAUCAAUCUGUCUGAGGACCAGAUGGACAACUGCAGCGCCAUACAGUCGCAGCUUCUGCGGCUUCUCCAGAGCCUGGUGGUGUUAGAGCAUCGCGUGCUGAUCCCAGUGGAGGAGGGUGGGGAUGGGGUUCCAGGGUCAGCAGUGUCUGGUGGAGGAGCUAAUGGGCCCGGGUCCGGGUUUGAACUGAUAGGAGGGGAGGUAGAGCACAUCAACCCGCAGCAGCCCUUGGCUUCCCUGCAGUAUCUGAAUGGGCAGCCUAUCACUGCGCAGGGCAUGUUUCUGUGCGCAGUUAUCCGGGCGCUGCAUCAGCACCACGCCUGCAAGAUGCACCCACAGUGGAUCGGUCUCAUAACAGCCACUUUGCCUUACAUGGGCAAAGUGCUUCGGCGACUGGUUGCUUCUGUUACACUUCAGCUGUGCAAAAACCUUGACAACCUUAUCCAGCAAUAUCGCUAUGAGACGGGCCUCAUGGACACCAGGCCCCAGUGGAUGGCACUGUGUAUUCCUCCAGACCUGAUUCUGACUGUACUAGAAGGAAUGACUGCCAUAAUCCAUUAUUGUCUGCUAGACCCAACAUCACAAUAUCACCAGCUGCAGGCGAAUGUAGAUCAGAAGCACCUUGCAGAGGCCCGGGCAGGAAUUCUCUCCAUCUUGCACACCAUCAUGUCCUCUGUAACCUUGCUGUGGGGUGUCCUAUAUCUGGCUGACAGCUCUGACAGGCCGGCCGCAGCCUCUGCCUGCUCCACCUCCAACAUCAACCUAGGAUCCACAAAGAAUCUCAGGCAGCAAAUUCUAGAGCUGCUGGGACCAAUCUCAAUGAAUCAUGGAGCUCACUUCAUGGCUGCUAUUGCUUAUGUGUGGAAUGAAAGGAAGCCGGUUAAAACUCCAUCCAGAAACAAGGUAAUUCCCACUGCGAAUGAAGAACAGCUUCUCCUUGUGGAACUUGUUCGUUCAGUAAGUGCUAUGCGAACUGAGACGGUGAUACAGACAGUGAAGGAAGUCCUAAAGCAACCCCCUGCCAUUGCCAAAGAGAAGCAUCUUUCCCUGGAAGUCUGCAUGCUUCAGUUUUUCUAUGCCUAUGUGCAGAGGAUUCCAGUGUCUAGUCUGGUUGAUAGCUGGCCAUCACUCUUGACAUUGCUGAAGGAGUCUGUGCAGCUCAGUCUGCCCGCUCCUGGACAGUUCCUUAUACUUGGGGUUCUGAACGAGUUUAUCCUAAAGAAUCCCACCCUAGAGAGCAAGAAGGACCAGCGAGAGUUACAGGAUGUGACCCAUAAGAUUGUAGAGGCCAUUGCUACAAUCGCUGGCUCCUCCUUAGAACAGACCACAUGGUUGAGGAAAAACUUGGAGGUCAAACCCUCCCCUCAGAUCAUAGUGGAUGGGGCCAAUCUGGAGGCUGAUGUCGAAGAUCUAAUGCUUACAGUGAUGGAGGCCUCCAGCCUCACUCCAUCUGUGUACAGCGUUCACGCCCUCACUUUGCUGGCUGAGGUGCUGGCCCACCUGUUAGAUAUGGUCUUCUACAGUGAUGAAAAGGAGAAGGUGAUCCCUCUGCUGGUCAACCUUAUGCAUUAUGUGGUGCCCUACCUGCGCAACCAUAGUGCUCAUAACACCCCCAGUUAUCGUGCAUGUAUACAGCUGUUGAGCAGCCUCAGUGGAUAUCAGUACACCCGGAGGGCCUGGAAGAAAGAAGCCUUCGACCUCUUUAUGGACCAUACCUUUUUCCAGAUGGACUCCUCAUGCGUCAGCCACUGGAGAGCAAUCAUAGACCACCUGAUGACUCAUGACAAAACCACAUUCAGAGACCUGAUGACACGAGUUGCCGUGGCCCAGAGCAGCUCUUUGAGUCUUUUUACCAAUCGAGAUGCAGAGCUUGAGCAGAGGGCCAUGAUACUGAAAAGACUCGCCUUCACCAUCUACAGCAGUGAGGUGGACCAGUACCAGAAGUACUUGCCAGACAUUCAAGAGCGUCUUGUGGAGAGCCUACGACUCCCACAAGUUCCUAUCCUCCAUGCACAGGUCUUCCUCUUCUUCAGAGUGCUCCUACUGCGCAUUUCCCCCCAGCACCUGACCUCACUCUGGCCCACUAUGAUCACUGAGCUGGUUCAGGUGUUCUUACUCAUGGAACAGGAACUCACUGCAGAUGAGGACAUCACCAGGACCUCAGGCCCCUCAGUAGCAGGGCUUGAAACAACGUACUCAGGGGGCAACGGCUUUUCUACCUCUUACAACAGCCAGCGCUGGCUCAAUCUCUACCUAUCUGCCUGCAAGCUGCUGGACCUGGCCCUUGCUCUGCCCUCUGAGAGCCUGCCUCAGUUCCAGAUGUAUCGCUGGGCUUUUGUGCCUGAAUCCUCGGAUGACUCUGGUCUGGAGGUCCGCAGACAGGGGACCCAUCAGAGAGAGUUCAAGCCCUAUGUUGUCAGAUUGGCCAAGCUGCUGAGAAAAAGAGCCAAGAAAAAUCCAGAGGAGGACUGCUCCACUCGCACUCUGUCUUGGGAGCCCGGCCAGCUCCUGCUCACCCUUUAUGUUAUCCGCAGCAUGGAACAGCUCCUGCCCUUCUUCAACCUUCUCAGUCAGGUCUUCAGCAGUAAAGGGAACAGCCGAUCAGGACCAUACCACAGCCCUACUCUCAGCAACGGCCCAUUCCCUGGCAAGGACAGCAAGCUGGAGAGCCAGAAAGUCUUCUGGAGCCGAGCCAGACAGAACAUUGAGGAGAUGGUUGAGAAGGACUUCCUUGAAGGACUCAUUAAAACGUGAACUGACAUGAACUAAAUGUGAAAAUGUUGUGCUAUGGCAAAACACUAACACCUCACCUUUUAAAAAAACGAAAGAGAAAAAAGUUUGUAAAAAAAAAUAUUUUUUGUCUUUUCUAAUUAAUAUAUAUUUUUCUUCCAAAAGGUAUUCUAUUUAAUUUACAAUCUUUUACUUGUAAAUAUGACCAGCUGUGAUUUAUUUCUUUCAUUUGUUUGAGCCCUUAUGAUAGUAUGAAGAUACUGUGCCAUUCCAUAUUUUAGUGAUUUGCCUAAUAAAGAGACAUAUCAUAUUAAAAUACAUUUUUCAAAUGAAUUAAAGUUUUGUAGCAGACCUCAUGUCCAUACCUAACUAAUCAAAUUUGCACUAUUGUUCAUUUCCUUUUGGAUUCGAUUCCAGUGGUGUCAACAAAACAUCUGUUUGUUUAAGAAAAAACUACAUACAUGGACAGUUCUAACUUAUGUGGUGUUGGUUUGAAAACAAUAAGAGCCUUAAUUAUAUACACAUACACACACAACAAUUAGUUCCUGUCCUCGAAUCUGAUUGGACAAGAGACAUUCCAUGAGCACUGAUGGUCUGACACAAUCAGCACUCCGAUGCUUCACUGUGUGUAUCUAAACUAAAGUGUAAGAGCUGUGCAGAUGUGUUAAUAGCUACUGUUUGUCUUUUUUACCUUUUAUUUUUGUGGAAUGUGGAAAGUCCACAUUGGAGUGGACACACUGUUUAAAAUGGUGGAAGACAUUGUAGUUACUCUUGCGCACCGGCUACCCCGAAAUAGGGAGAACUACCCCCGCUUGGAUGGGUACUUUUCCACUGAGAAAGCUGAUCUUCAGAAAGCUGACAGCAUCUCUGCUUGGGUGUGGCAACAGGUGUUCGCACAUACUCUUUCUCUCUCACUCACUUACUCACACACACAUCCUUGUUUAUCCAAUAACUUGUUAGAAACAGCACAAGCCGUGAUACUAUUUGUGAAGUGACAUUUUUGAAUUACUAACGAAGGCUUGGACACAUCAUUUGUUUUGAACCAGCAACAGCAGAUUCUGAUCCGACACGUAAAAAAGUAGUUCCAUGAAUAAAUGCUUUUUUAUGAUCGUACUCUGGCUAAGUACAUUCAUCCGAAUACAUUUGAAAACAGUGUUUUCAUUUCAAAACGCUCUCCGUCCACACUAGUGUUUUCCAAAAGUUGCUCGUCCACACUAGCCUAGUUUCCAUCCACUUUUCGCGCUAUUUUGUUAUCGACAAAGUGAAAAUGCAUAAAUCAUAUUUUGCAAAAUUUGCCGUCUUCUGCCUGUUUCCAUUCAAAUGGCCUUUUAUCAAUAAAAAA